This is a messenger RNA of Hyaloscypha bicolor E, 2120 nucleotides long. RefSeq names its product acetoacetyl-CoA synthetase-like protein. NCBI's taxonomy places the organism in Eukaryota, Fungi, Ascomycota, Leotiomycetes, Helotiales, Hyaloscyphaceae. The coding region runs from base 1 to 2088 and encodes 695 amino acids. The record is from RefSeq and is a predicted model, not a curated record. Gene Ontology annotation, biological process: lipid metabolic process. Gene Ontology annotation, cellular component: cytosol. The transcript has 5 exons. Gene Ontology annotation, molecular function: acetoacetate-CoA ligase activity.
AUGGAUUCCCUCAGCGUUCCUAGGAAGCUCUGGGAGCACCCGGACCCCAAAAGCACGGAAAUGUACAGACUGAUGCAAGAAAUAAAUGCAAAACACAACCUGCAAUUGGAUACAUUCUGGGAUUUGUACCAAUACUCCACCACAAAACGAGCUCAGUUCUGGGACCAAGCAUUCCAGUUCCUUGAUUUAAUCUAUAGCGGGACGUAUACGACAGUUGUAGACGAGUCUGCGCGCAUCGACUCGAUACCAAGGUGGUUUGAUGGCGUAAAAAUGAACUUUGCGGAGAAUUUACUGUACUCACGGAUCCCUGGUGAGUCGGCGAGUACGCGGGGAUUGAUUGGGAAGGAGGACGGGAAGAUUGCUUUGACGGAGGUGAGAGAAGGGUAUACUGAAGUUAAACAUGUUACUUGGGAGCAAUUGAGGAAGGAGGUUGGUGUUCUGGCUAGUGCUAUGAAGGAGCAUGGCGUUAAGAAGGGAGAUAGAGUUGUGGUCGUUGCGAGUAAUUCGGUGGAUACAUUAAAGGUCUUCCUUGCUGUUACAACACUCGGCGGGCUUUCCAGUAGCAGUUCUACGGAUAUGGGGGUGCAAGGUGUAUUACAACGAGCUCUGCAAGUUACGCCAAAGUACAUCUUCAUGGACGACUUUGCGAUUUAUAACGGAAAGGAAGUAGAUCUCCGAGGCAAAAUGGCAGAAAUAUCCAAGGGCAUGAAAGACGAUAAGGAGUUCGAGGGAAUGAUUUCAAUGCCUCGAUUUUCACAGCCCGCCGAUGUCAGCCGUGUCCCGAAAACACAGACUCUUGCAACCUUCGUCUCAAAAGCAACACCCCAGAUUCCCGAAUUUGAGCAAACGGCAUUCCAUGAUCCUUUCUUCAUCGCAUAUUCCUCAGGCACAACAGGAACACCGAAAUGCAUUGUCCACUCCAUCGGCGGUGCCAUCCUGUCAUCAGCCAAAGAAGGGAAACUGCACGGAGAGAUGAAUGCUGACAGCGUGGCACUCCAAUACACGACAACAGGGUGGAUCAUGUACUUUUCCUCCGUUAUGAACUUACUUGGGGGUGCUCGUGUGGUUCUGUAUGACGGCAGUCCCUUCCAACCCGACCUCAAAACCUUUAUCCGCAUGGUUGGGGAGCAGAAAGUCACGAAAUUAGGUACGAGUCCAAGAUGGAUGCAUGAGAUGCAGAAGAACGGCAUCGUGCCCAAGGAUGUCGUUGAUUUAAGUAGUUUGAAGAUCGUGACAAGCACGGGGAUGGUGUUGAGUGAUCAGCUUUUUGAAUGGUUUUAUGAUGUGGGCUUUCCGAGAAGUGUGCAAUUAGCUAAUAUUUCUGGAGGAACGGAUUUGGCUGGCUGUUUUGGACAGGAAAAUCCCCUGUCACCAGUCUAUGUUGGCGGGACUCAAGGCCCUAGUCUCGGCACGCCUGUUUCGGUGUACGACUCUCUAGUUGAGGGUGGGAAAGGAACACCCGGGGCACCAGUCGAGCACGGCACACCAGGUGAACUUGUUGCACCAGCCGCAUUCCCCAACAUGCCCGUCUACUUCUGGAACGACGACUCUGGAUCCAGGUACUUCGCCGCAUACUUCGAGAAAUAUGAUAACGUCUGGACUCACGGGGAUUUCGUUAUGAUUCAUCCUGUGACGAAGACAUUGGUCUUCCUGGGUAGAGCGGAUGGUGUGUUGAAUCCCUCCGGUGUGAGAUUUGGGAGUGCGGAAAUUUAUUCGGUGAUCGAAGGGGUCUUUCCACAGGUUUCGGACUCGAUUUGCGUGGGUCAGAGAAGACCGGGUGAUAGUGAUGAGACGGUGAUGUUGUUUUUGUUGAUGAAGCCUGGAGAGAAAUUUCAUACCAAAUUGGUAAAUGAUAUCAAGGCUGCGAUACGAAAGGAGUUGAGUGCCCGGCAUGUGCCGAAAUAUGUGUUUGAGACCCCAGAGAUACCAACAACGGUGAACUUGAAGAAAGUCGAACUACCCGUGAAGCAGAUUGUUUCUGGGAAAACCAUCAAGCCGAGUGGAACUUUGCUAAAUCCGAACUCGCUGGACUAUUAUUAUCAGUUUGCUAAGGUUGAAGAGUUGGUGGAACCAAAGAGUAAAUUAUAAAGAACUAGAGUGUACACCCAGACUAUCUCAGA